AUGAGUGAAGGUAACCAGACAUCAGUAACCGGAUUCUUACUCUUGGGAUUCCCGAGGCUCAAUGGUUUCAAGGCUGCCUUCUUUCUCCUCAUCCUGGUUAUUUACACAAUCACAAUCACAAUUAACAUAAUGAUUAUCACCUUGGUUUCUACAAGUCUGAAGCUUCAUACUCCAAUGUACUUCUUUCUCAAGCACUUGUCAUUGACAGAAAUUGCGUUCCUGACCAUCAUUGUUCCCAACAUGUUGCGCGUCAUAUGGCUGGAAGGAGCCACCAUCUCUAUAAUGUGCUGCAUUGCUCAGACGUAUCUUUACUUAGCUUUAGGAAGCACAGAGUGCUACCUCCUCACAGUGAUGUCUUAUGACCGAUAUUUGGCCAUAUGUAACCCUCUACGUUACACCACAAUCAUGGACGACAAAUGUCAACAUUGUAUGGCUACCCUUUCCUGGGUGUUUGGCUUUUUAAUCACAUUAAUUACACUUAUUUUUCUGUGUCAACUCCAAUUUUGUGGACCAAAAGUCAUAGAUCAUUUCUUCUGUGACCUUGUUCCUUUUGUAGAACUUUCCCGUUCUCUCAAAGACAGCUUACAGAUUGAUAUACUGGUGCUCUCAUUUCCCAUAGCAGUAAUACCCUUUAUAUUAAUCCUCAGCAGCUACAUUUGUGUGUCCAUGACCAUCCUUGGAAUCUCUACCACCACGGGAAGGAACAAAGCAUUUUCCACCUGCAGUUCCCACCUAUCUGUUGUAUCUUUGUACUAUGGCACCAUGCUUGCUAUCUACCUGGUCCCAGCUAAAGGACGCUCGUUGUCUAAAAACAAAGUGAUGGUGUUGAUGUACAUUGUAGUGACCCCAUUGUUUAAUCCUAUCAUAUACUACCUGAGAAACCAGGAGAUGCGUUCUACCAUAGGGAAUUUAAUGAGAAUGUAG
This is a messenger RNA of Pseudophryne corroboree (corroboree frog), 924 nucleotides long. Its product is annotated as olfactory receptor 11L1-like. Gene Ontology annotation, cellular component: membrane. The record is from RefSeq and is a predicted model, not a curated record. The transcript has a single exon. The coding region runs from base 1 to 924 and encodes 307 amino acids. Gene Ontology annotation, molecular function: olfactory receptor activity; G protein-coupled receptor activity. NCBI's taxonomy places the organism in Eukaryota, Metazoa, Chordata, Amphibia, Anura, Myobatrachidae. Gene Ontology annotation, biological process: G protein-coupled receptor signaling pathway.